GAAGAACAAGCUCAAAGGUGAGAGGUCGUGAAGAAGCAAGGACGAUGUCAUGCGCAAAUUCUUGAAGGGGAAUAGCAACGCAAAUUAAUUAAAUCACUCAUUAAAUUCCCCUCUCAGAUCCCACAUAUCCACGGGACUGGAGUAUUAACGUGUUUGAGCAUGAACGCUAGCUGAAGCGUGAUGCAUCCAGAGCAGCCCACAACAGGCUUCACCCUUCGGAGGCGACUGGCAGAUUCGGCCCCUCGGGGCACGUUGAGCACCGGGCCAGUGCGGGGCCUGAGCCAGAGCGCCAAAGCUCCUCGCUUCUGCCCCCUGUUCCCCAGGGUCCAUGCAGCUGACAUGGCUUCUGCCCAGCCCGCGCAGAUGCCCUCGUCUCCCUCCUCCACCUGCGCGGCUCCUCCGCAGCCCAUCCCUGCCCCCGCCUUGCCAAGCAACAUAGGCAAGCCAGACUUCCCAGACACGGGCUGGGACCGCAUUAAGGAUCUCUUUCAAAAAGAUGCGACUCAGGGUUAUCCAGAGGAGGUGACCAACGUGGUAAAAAGUGGCCUUGUGGCCUCUAUAGCGGGCUUGAUCUACGGAGGCCUGCCGGCAGCUCGCCACGCUAAGCAGCGCUACAUCCAGCUGAGCCAGGCAGAACUCUACACCAGUCGUGUGGAAGCAGUGCGUUUGGCCCACAACGCAGCUAUCCGAGGUUUUGUGAGAUAUGGACUCCGAUGGAGCUGGAGAGUUGCUGCUUUUGUUACCUUGUUCAAUUCUGUAAGCACAGGACUGUCAGUUUACCGUGACAAGUACACCGUUGGCAAUUUUGUUGCAGCUGGAGCUGUGACCGGAGGGGUUUUCCGACUAAACUUGGGCCUGCGAGGCCUAGUAGCAGGCACCAUCAUCGGAGCAGCACUCGGGAUUCCUACGGGCGCUGUGAUCAUUAGCAUGCUGUCAGUGACGGGAGAAAGUAUGCGAGAAAGGAGGCGGCGAGAGCGCAGGGAGACUUACGAGAUGAAACUUGCAGAGUGGUCGGCACGACUUGAGCUGACGGAUGAGUUGAUAGGUGACCUGACCGUGACUUCAAAGGCGGAGGAGGUCGAACGGGACUUGAAGAGGAUCCAGGACCUCCUCAAUUUACCGCAGAAUGAUGCGGCGCAGGACUCGAGCAGCCAAUGACGGUGCUACCGGUUAAAUGACGAACACAAAAAAUGUGACUUCACAUAACGCUGAGGAGAAAUAAGGGCUUCACUUAGAGUUGACCCGUCGUGCAGCACUCGUGCAGCAAGUCAAAGGAAAAAAAUAAACAAAAA
This is a messenger RNA of Syngnathus acus (greater pipefish), 1292 nucleotides long. RefSeq names its product translocase of inner mitochondrial membrane domain containing 1 (gene timmdc1). Gene Ontology annotation, cellular component: mitochondrion. The coding region runs from base 181 to 1158 and encodes 325 amino acids. NCBI's taxonomy places the organism in Eukaryota, Metazoa, Chordata, Actinopteri, Syngnathiformes, Syngnathidae. The record is from RefSeq and is a predicted model, not a curated record. The transcript has 8 exons.